AUGACGGAAAUCGGUAACUCUGAUCUUUUGAAUAAACGUGUUGCAAUCAUUGGGGCGGGUCCGAGCGGUGCAAUUGCGUUAACUAGUUUUCUUCGACAAGGAUUCAAGCAUGUGACAGUGUUUGAGAAACGACCAGUCGCUGGCGGCACGUGGAGUCUUGAUGAGGAUCUAGGGUUCAAACCUGAUAGUACUAAAUUGCCAAUUGGCAAGUCUAGAACUGAAGCUCAACCACCGACCGUUGUGCCUGAAGAGGCAGACAGUGCGACUUUUGCCCAACCUUUCUCCAAAUGCAGCGACCCGAGAGAGUUACGUUACGACGAGAGUUCAAUGUAUCCCUCAGUGGAAACUAACAUCUUGGCAGAAUUCAUGGCGUUUACAGAGAAACCAUUCGAACGCCAGGUUGCUCCUUGCGCUCGAAAAUAUGGAAAGCAGCACGAUUUUCGGACUCACAAAGUAGUCCGCAAGUACGUGCUUGAACUUUUCGAAGGCAAAGAAGAGUACUUGCAGUUCAAUACUACAGUCGAAAAAGCACUUCAGUUGGAUGGCCCUGGUUCGCAGUGGCAUCUCACGCUACGUCGACACUGCUAUGGCAGCACGACAGAAGAGUGGUGGACAGAGGAUUUUGACUAUCUGUAUGCUGCAAGUGGCCGCUUCAGUGUACCACGUAUUCCGCAUAUACCUGGUCUUGAAAGAGUACUCAAGCAGUUGCCAAGAGAAUCGGUCAUUCAUACGAAGGUUUACCGAGACCCUGAGAUAUUUCGCAACAAGAACGUGUUGCUGGUCGGGGCAUCAUGGAGCAAUGCAGAUGUUGCACAUGCUAUUGCUGAUAUUGCCAACAAACCCGUGCACUUAUCGUUCAAUACAAUCCUCCAGCAUACAGUUCCUGCUUUCAAGCAACCGUUCAUUGUUGCCCAUACUGGCAUCAAGCGUGUGACACUCAAUUCCAAUGGCAAAUCUUUGAACGUCGAAUUCAAUUCUAAAGAGGUUAUCAGUGGGAUAGAAAAGGUUGUAUUUGGAACAGGAUACCAUAUUGCCUACCCUUACUUGGAAGAGUAUUUGAAUCUAUAUGGUGGGAUCUGGCACGGUGAGAGGGCAACGAAAAAUCUUUACUGGUCAACAUGGUGGAAACACGAUUCGUCGCUGGUAAUUUCGUCAAUUGUCACAGACGGAAUCACCUGGCGAGCAAUUGAAGCCCAAGCAAGAGCCACAGCUUACCUGUGGUCUGGGUUCCCUGGCUCUCAACCGUUCACCAUUGAGGAAGCCGAGCAGUGGGAGAAUGAUCGUCGGAAAUUAAAUCUGAGAGAUUUCCACUUGUGGUGGCCACAAUACGCAGAAUUUAUCGCUGGGAUCACAAAAGUGGGCACCGGUGGCACCCGAUUCCCUGGCCAAGAUAUCGAUACCCACUCCUAUAACGAUCUUUUCAUCCGCUCUUUAACACUAAAAGGCGAGCAAUGGGCUAGCGAGAGUGAAAAACGAUGCAAAAACAAGCUUGCGCUUCAAACCUAUGAGCAGACGUCCGAACAGCUGGAAGCCCGGAAAAUCGUCGCUUAG
Messenger RNA from Wickerhamiella sorbophila, 1551 nucleotides. Its product is annotated as Thiol-specific monooxygenase. The coding region runs from base 1 to 1551 and encodes 516 amino acids. The transcript has a single exon. The record is from RefSeq and is a predicted model, not a curated record. Gene Ontology annotation, molecular function: flavin adenine dinucleotide binding; NADP binding; N,N-dimethylaniline monooxygenase activity. NCBI's taxonomy places the organism in Eukaryota, Fungi, Ascomycota, Dipodascomycetes, Dipodascales, Trichomonascaceae.